Molecule: messenger RNA, 1238 nt
Organism: Ailuropoda melanoleuca (giant panda)
Lineage: Eukaryota; Metazoa; Chordata; Mammalia; Carnivora; Ursidae
Gene: FOXL2
Product: forkhead box L2
Exons: 2
Coding region: 378-1211 (277 amino acids)
Biological process (GO): anatomical structure morphogenesis; cell differentiation; regulation of transcription by RNA polymerase II
Molecular function (GO): RNA polymerase II cis-regulatory region sequence-specific DNA binding; DNA-binding transcription factor activity, RNA polymerase II-specific
Source: RefSeq, a predicted model, not a curated record
CAGGAGGCAGCUCCGCCAGAGACGCGGGUCGUGCCUCGGGAAACCGGAGGGUGGGGGGAGGGGAAGUGCGCGGAAAGAAAACCCACCGAGGCGGGGACUGGCCUGGGCGGGGUGGGGCGGCGGGGCCGGAGCCCCUCUCUGCUGGGCGGACUCCCCAUGGCCAGAGCCUGAGCUCCACUCCCGCCGGCCGCUCCCUAGGGGAAGGGAAAGAGGAGAGGAGCGGAGCGAGAGGCCUCCAGCGAGCGAGCGCGGGCAGCAUCGGCAGUCUCCAGAAGUUUGAGACUCGGCCGUGAGCAGACUUGUGCGCCCGGACUCUGCCGCCCCAGUACCAAGGGAAAACAGCAGGGACUGCCUGGCCGCGGCGCGCCGGCUUUGUCAUGAUGGCCAGCUACCCCGAGCCCGAGGACGCCGCGGGGGCCCUGCUGGCCCCGGAGACCGGCCGCGCAGCCAAGGAGCCCGAGGCGCCGCCGCCGCCGAGCCCCGGCAAGGGAGGAGGCGGCGGCGCCGGGACAGCCCCGGAGAAGCCCGACCCGGCGCAGAAGCCCCCGUACUCGUACGUGGCGCUCAUCGCCAUGGCGAUCCGCGAGAGCGCGGAGAAAAGGCUCACUCUGUCCGGCAUCUACCAAUACAUUAUCGCCAAGUUCCCGUUCUACGAAAAGAACAAGAAGGGCUGGCAGAAUAGCAUCCGCCACAAUCUCAGCCUCAACGAGUGCUUCAUCAAGGUGCCGCGCGAGGGCGGCGGCGAGCGCAAGGGCAACUACUGGACGCUGGACCCGGCCUGCGAGGACAUGUUCGAGAAGGGCAACUACCGGCGCCGCCGCCGCAUGAAGCGGCCCUUCCGGCCGCCGCCGGCGCACUUCCAGCCCGGCAAGGGGCUCUUCGGGGCUGGAGGCGCCGCGGGCGGCUGCGGCGUAGCGGGCGCGGGGGCCGACGGCUAUGGCUACCUGGCGCCCCCCAAGUACCUGCAGUCCGGCUUCCUCAACAACUCCUGGCCGCUACCGCAGCCGCCCUCACCCAUGCCCUACGCCUCCUGCCAGAUGGCGGCGGCCGCUGCGGCGGCGGCGACGGCCGCGCCCCCGGCGCCCGCGCCCACCAACGCACCGGGCCUGCAGUUCGCCUGCGCCCGGCAGCCCGAGCUCGCCAUGAUGCAUUGCUCUUACUGGGACCACGACAGCAAGACCGGCGCGCUGCACUCGCGCCUCGAUCUCUGAGAGCUCAGCGCACGCCGGCUUUGAGGA